This is a messenger RNA of Cylicocyclus nassatus, 339 nucleotides long. Lineage: Eukaryota; Metazoa; Nematoda; Chromadorea; Rhabditida; Strongylidae. The record is from the annotation of a GenBank genome assembly.
AUGCGAUGGUUCACGGUUAUAGUGAUCGCAAUAGCGAUAAAUGGCUCAAUGCCCCAAAGACCAGGACCACGACGCAUUAGACCUCGUCCUGGCGUCAGACCUCGUCCUGUUCAAAUUUACGUCGUUCCAGUGCCAGCGGUCCGCCCUCGACCCGCACCUGUAGUCGCCCCAUUACGAACACUUCUUGGAGUAGCUGCCGUUGCUAAUGCAAUAACCCGACCACAACCGUAUGUUCCGUACUUACCGCCGCGACCAUAUGUACCAUACUAUCCACGACCGUACGUACCAUAUUAUCCAUCACCGUAUUAUUCUUAUCGUAGACAACAGGGUAUUAUCUAG